Aspergillus pseudonomiae is the source of this 609-nucleotide messenger RNA. RefSeq lists its product as uncharacterized. The record is from RefSeq and is a predicted model, not a curated record. The coding region runs from base 332 to 607 and encodes 91 amino acids. The transcript has a single exon. Lineage: Eukaryota; Fungi; Ascomycota; Eurotiomycetes; Eurotiales; Aspergillaceae.
GGCUUGGAUAGUUCGCUCUGGCUAUUCAUCAGUCUGGGGAUAUGCAAAAGUUCAGCAUGAACAUCGUACCCAAAGCAGAAAUCCCUCGGACAUAAUACUUUAACCAGGCUUGAUCGUAUGUAAUAGGAGUAUUCGGGAGGUUGAGUUGCCCUUCCUGAUCUCCAUUGUCGACUGUUUGUGACUAGCAGACGGAGGUAUUAUAAGCUCGCGGAAAUGCAGCAGACCAAGAUUUAGGCUUUGGAUCCGGUGCUGAGAUAAACUCUUCUGCCAUCUUUAGAUGCUGGAGAAGUAUGGAUAAAAUAUUACAUGAGAUCCAUCGUGGCUGUGUGGAAUGGCUCGGAAACGGAAUAGUUGGCUGCAGUGGGCCUUAUGGAGGAUGUUUUCGAACUUUGUUCUGCAAGCAAAUGGGACAUCUCGUAAUAGCAUCCCCGAGAAAAUUCUAGCCUUUAUAUUUCACCUGCUCGUACAGGCUGUUGCAGGAUGGAGGUUGGGGGUAAUGGCAUUUUUGUUCAGGGCGUCUGGAACAGUUGAAACGUUAGUUUUCAGAAGCCCUUUGCUCUCGUCCAUCAUAACGCUUGUCAAUUUUAGAUUUAUAAACUCACAAUAAAG